AUUUACAUUUUAUAGUAUUUGUAUAACGUGUCUGGUACGAACUUUAGUCGAGUUCUACACUUCCAUUGUCAAGUUUGAAACACCCAGCUUUUGGUCACUGUCAGACUCCAGAAUGAGUAAAUCAAGAAUGACUUCACGCUGUAAGAUGAGUAGUGGCACAGUGACUUCAGAGGGAAAAAAGUCACCAAUGAAUGAAAAAAGGAAUUCAAGUUUGAUCAACAAAGAAUCAUCAGCUCCAGUUCCAGUGCAGGGAUCUUGCCAUUUUUUUAAUGAUGAAUCUGAAACUGCCUCCAUUCGACAGAAUCUGUUAAUGUGGUAUGAUCGAUGCAAGAGGGAUCUACCGUGGAGGAGACUGGCCGAAUCUGAACCUGAUCUGAAUCGGAGGGCGUAUGUAGUUUGGGUAUCUGAAAUAAUGCUGCAACAAACCCAGGUUGCCACAGUAAUUGACUACUAUAACAGAUGGAUGCAGAAAUGGCCUACCUUCCAUGUCCUGGCAGAAGCUUCAUUAGAGGAAGUGAAUCAGAUGUGGGCAGGACUUGGCUAUUACUCCAGGGGGAAGAGACUUCAUGAGGGUGCACAGAAGGUAGUCUCAGAAUUGAAAGGAGAGAUGCCACAGACAUCUGAAGCCCUCCAGAAACUACUACCAGGGGUUGGGAGGUAUACUGCAGGGGCCAUUUCUUCCAUUGCUUUUGGACAGGUGACUGGAGUGGUGGAUGGAAAUGUGACUAGAGUUCUGUGUCGUGCCAGAUCGAUUGGUGCUGACUGCACUAGCCAGGCAGUCACUGAAGUGCUUUGGACUUUGGCUAAUGCACUUGUAGAUCCAGAAAGACCAGGAGAUUUUAACCAAGCAAUGAUGGAGCUUGGUGCCAAGGUCUGCACUCCAAAAUCACCAGACUGUUCAGAGUGUCCACUAAAGAACCAUUGUCGAGCUUAUAAGCAGGUAGAAAAAGAGCUGGAUACAUCUUUCAGAUGGCUUCUGGGAAAAGAGGUUGCAAGUAAGACAACAGUGGAUAUUGAAGAGUGUGAUUCUUCUGGAAACUGCUCUUUGUGUCUUCUUUCUGCUACACCUUGGGAGAGCAGUCUUGGUGUGAUGAAUUUUCCUAGAAAGCCUGUGAAGAAGCCACCAAGAAGUGAACGAACACUGACUUGUGUUAUGGAGAGGAAGAGCUCUCAAGGGGAGUCUGAAUAUCUGACUGUGCAGAGACCUGAUUCAGGACUUCUGGCUGGAAUGUGGGAGUUUCCAAGCAUUCUACUGGAGAUGGAGAUUUCCAAGACGAAACAAAUAACUCUGCUUUCAGAGCGUUUGGGGGAACUAAGCAGAAUGGUGGUACCUAAGCACAGUCUUCAGCACUUAGGAGAGGUUGUCCACAUCUUCUCCCAUAUUCAUCAGACGUACCUAGUAUACCAUGCAUUUUUAGAUGAAGGUGAAGUUGCUAACAUAAAGGAAGAACAAGAGAAGGUGCCAGCAUCUCGAUGGAUGUCAGACAGGGAAUUCAGUGAUGCUGCUGUUUCUACUGCCAUGAAGAAAGUGUUUAACCUAUAUCAGAAAAGGAUUUCUAAUAAAAAAGAUGCCAAGAAGAGCAGCAGGCCUGACAAGAGGAAGAGAGAGUGUGACGCAGCAGUAGAGCACAGUUUUGUAAUAAAAUCCGAAGAAGAGACGGGAUCUGUGAAGAAGCAACUUUCUCUUUACCACUUUAUCAAGAGAUUACCAAAAGAGUGAUACUUGUGUGAAACAGAACUGGGAAAAUGGUUAACCUUUAAAUUGCCAGCACGGGUUGGUUCCAUAGCAGUGUGCAGUUUUAUGAUUAAGAAUCUAUGACUGUACAUUUCUUUUAUGUUUUAGGAACUACAACCCUGUUACUACUGCAGGACAGUGUGCUACAGGUUACCUACCUGACUGCCUCCAGUAUACCUCAGGGUCCUUGUUCCUUUUGGAACAAACAUAUUAGCACGUACGUUUCAUAUCAAAGUGUAAUGAACGUUGCAGUUCAGCAUUUUUCUCUUGUCCAGAAUGACACUUGACAGUACAAACCUCUAGAAAGAAAAUGUGUAAAUAAUGUAGACUUUUGAUAUUAAUUAUUCAGGCAUUUGUAUGCACUCCAUUUUAUAAUUUUUAUAUGACAGUUUGUAAAAAUCA
Molecule: messenger RNA, 2137 nt
Organism: Protopterus annectens (West African lungfish)
Lineage: Eukaryota; Metazoa; Chordata; Ceratodontiformes; Protopteridae
Gene: MUTYH
Product: mutY DNA glycosylase
Exons: 16
Coding region: 113-1720 (535 amino acids)
Biological process (GO): mismatch repair; base-excision repair
Cellular component (GO): nucleus
Molecular function (GO): oxidized purine DNA binding; adenine/guanine mispair binding; purine-specific mismatch base pair DNA N-glycosylase activity
Source: RefSeq, a predicted model, not a curated record